Molecule: messenger RNA, 514 nt
Organism: Papaver somniferum (opium poppy)
Lineage: Eukaryota; Viridiplantae; Streptophyta; Magnoliopsida; Ranunculales; Papaveraceae
Exons: 2
Coding region: 60-413 (117 amino acids)
Source: RefSeq, a predicted model, not a curated record
AAUUCCUGCAACUGAAACCCUAGAUCCAAUCACAAACAUGUUAAUCCCAAAUCCUGAAUAUGAAGAAUGGGUUAAAACUGAUCAGCAUAUACUUGCUCAAAUGCGCAGAACCAAUUUUGAAUCAAAUCAAUGGAUUAAAAACUUGUAGAGAAGUUUGGACUCAUUUUGAGAAAUCGUAUUUUGAUGAGCAUUCUGGCAAGGUUCCGGAGCUUCGGCACCGACUUCUAACACUACGCAAAGAUGGUCUUUCAGUGGAUAAAUACUUUCACCCAAUCUUCAGGAUAAGGAAUGUCUUAUGGUUUCUUGGUCAUUCAGUUUCUGAUGGUGAUUUGGUCCGCUGUGCGCUUGGAGGAUUAGGUCAUGAAUAUGAUGGUUUUGUUCAAGUUUGCAAGAAUUUUGGUGUUAAAUGUUGAAAUGAAUAAUCUAUAAAUAUAAGUCAUUUACACUGGAAGUUCAUUUACAAUGGAAGUUGGAUGUUACCGUACAACAACUGGAGUUGAUCGGCCUUUCAAGU